GAAGCCUGUCUAGAGAUAGGUAUGGCCUCAAAAGUAUAAGUAGCACGCGUUCUAGGAGACAAUGAGGGGCUAAACUGCUUGCUUACAACGGAGACUGUUUUGAGAGUGCGGGGAAUCGCUUAGCACCAUUGGCUCUAGUCAGCUCCGACGGACCGACUGGCUCACAACCACGGCCUCAGGUUUUGUAUAAGCCCACCCAACCCCAUCUAAUCCAUCCCCCACAUUGUUCCUGCCCGCGCAUCAGUGCCACCUUUACCCCGCAUUCUUUGUCUUGAUCCACCAUGGCCGCCGCUGUGACUCACCCAAACCUCCACGACGACAGCGAGUCGAGGCCCGUCACUGUCGAUGCCGCACAAUACUAUGGCGGACAGGAGUUCCAAGGUCGCUCGAGGACUUACAGCGCAUCGGGCACGUAUGGCUACAACCCCAAACGCCUCCCCGCAUUCGAAGAUGAUUGGCAUCUGCGUCCCCGACGGAUGUCCCACGACGAGAAGAGCACCGCGCCUCGUCGCUUCCUCAUUGAUGUAGAAGAGACAAUUCGUCUUGUCCUCGAGCAGGAGGACACUGACGGUGACUUCCAAAUCAGUAUUACUGACGCGGGCCCUAAGAUUCUCUCCCUUGGCACUGCGACCAGCAACGGCUACAAGAGUUUCGACAUUCGGGGGACGUAUAUGCUCUCCAACCUCCUCCAAGAACUCGCCCUCGCUCGUGAUCACAACAGGAAGCGCAUUGUCCUCGACGAGGCGCGUCUGACUGAGAACCCAGUCGACCGCCUCUCUCGCAUGAUCAAGAACUCUUUCUGGCAUUCUCUGACUCGUCGCAUCGAUGGCGAUGGCCUCGAAAUUAUCUGUGCAGAUCCCAAGAACCGCACUGGUCGUGUGCAGCCUCGCAUUUACAUCCCGCACGGCGAGCCUGCCAUGGCUGACUACUACAGAAAGAUCGCCCGAGAGAAGCCACAUCUGAACUUGGACGUUCAAGUCCUUCCUCCGAAACCUGACGAUCCGCAUUUUGUGAAGAGUCUCAACAGCAAACCGGGUAUUCUGGCUUUAGCGAUGAAUGAGGUUGAUGAUGGCAAGGGCGGUCGUACCCUGAAGGGCAUUCCCUUCAUUGUGCCCGGAGCUCGUUUCAACGAGCUCUACAACUGGGACUCGUACUUCAUUUCUCUUGGCCUUCUCGUCGACGGUCAAGUGGCAAUGGCCAAGGGCCUCGUUGAGCACUUCAUCUUCGAGAUCAAGCAUUACAACAAGAUCCUCAAUGGCAGUCGAUCCUACUACCUCUCCCGAACUCAGCCACCCUUCCUCACCGACAUGGCUCUGCAAAUCUAUAACCAGCUAGACCGCUCUGACCUCGAAGCUAACCGCAGGUGGCUUAAGCGCGCAAUCCAAGCAGCAAUCAAGGAGUACCACACCAUCUGGGUUGCGGAGCCUCGCAUUGAUCCCAAGACCGGUCUUUCCCGUUUCCGCCCAGAAGGUGUCGGCAUCCCGCCUGAGACGGAGGCCACGCACUUUACGCACAUCCUCGAGCCGUACGCGCACAAGCACGGGCUCUCCGUUCUCGAGUUCAGCGAGAAAUACAACGAAGGCCAGUUGAAGGAGCCUGAGCUCGACGAGUACUUCCUGCACGACCGUGCGGUGCGCGAGUCUGGCCACGACACGUCCUACCGUCUUGAGAAGCGGUGCGCGAACUUGGGGACGAUCGAUCUCCAAGCGCUGCUGUACAAGUACGAGAUCGAUAUCGCGACUGCCAUUCGAGAGGUAUUCGACGACGAGCUUGAGCUCGAGGAGGACUUCCCACUCGCGCCGUUCCCGCCGUCCCCUGAGGCAUACGCGCACCCGUACCGUGAGCGCUCGACGAGCCGCAAGCAGUUUAGUGAGGAAUGGUUCGAACGGGCAGAAUGGAGGCAGGGUGUAAUCGACAAGUACUGCUGGAACGAGAGCAAGGGCUUGUACUUUGAUUACGACACCGUGCAGGAGAAGCAGAGCUUGUACGAGAGCGUCACUGCGUUCUGGACCUUGUGGGCUGGGUGCGCGAGCGACGAUCAAUGCUGGAAGCUUGUCUCGCAAUCGCUCAAAAAGUUCGAAGUUCUGGGUGGCUUGGUCUCGGGGACGGAGGAGUCUCGGGGAAAGAUUUCUCUGGAUCGUCCCAACCGACAGUGGGAUUACCCUUAUGCUUGGCCUCCGCAUCAGAUCAUGGCGUGGGUUGGCCUCGAACGGUAUGGCUAUCUUGAGGAUGCCCAAAGACUGGCGUACAGGUUCCUCUACAUGAUGACCACUGCCUUCGUGGAUUUUAAUGGUGUAGUGCCUGAGAAGUUUGACGCUGUCAAGCUUUCACACCUUGUGGACGCCGAGUACGGGAACCAGGGACUCGACUUCAAGAUGGUUCCUCGGGAGGGCUUUGGGUGGAUGAAUGCCGCCUACCAAGUCGGUCUCUCAUUCCUGACGAGCCACAUGCGCCGCGCGGUCGCUGCUUGCACUUCUCCCGAGGUCUUCUUUGGCAGGUCCAUGAUGGGCGAGCACACUGCCGCCCCGCCGUCUAGCGUUGUCAACGACCCCCUGGGAAUGGCAAUGGAGAACCUGACGCUCAACACGAACAUUCCUAGCACCAGCACCGCCAUCAACGCCGCAGCCUCGUUUGUGCCCUCACAUUCACCCGCUGGGAGCAUUCAGUAUAACUACUACUUCCCCGGAGGCCUCUCCCCAAUCUAGAUUAUUCUAGUGGCAUAGUGCGUAUAGUUUGGGUCGGCGAAGUCUGAUUACAGAUUCGGUUUGAUUUCUCUUCUACUGUAAAAAGUAUCCAUCGCUUGAGAAGCCGAGUAAUUCCGCAUCCUCUAUAACGAUGCUCUCUCUUCCACACGUUUCACUCCUUCAUCACGUUCCCGUCAGGCUUCAUUGCAUCGCAAUUAGAGCUACUCUAGAUGCACGUUCUCGUUCCCAAUCACUCCGCAGUACCAAUUCGUGUAACAUCUAUCCAUGUUCCUUCAGUGCCUCUGCGCAUCGUCAGCCUAGUUAGAUACCAACCUCCUUCAGCUUCCUCUGUUAUCUUGGUACAAUCUCGUUAAUGAUCGUCUACUAGCAACUCGCGGACAUCGUGUCUUUCUUUUUUCCUUAUUUUUUCUACUGGAUGGUCAUCUUGGUGGUUCGUGGGUUCUUAGCAUUCAAUAGAUGGAUUAUGUCUUGCAUCGC
Molecule: messenger RNA, 3182 nt
Organism: Heterobasidion irregulare TC 32-1
Lineage: Eukaryota; Fungi; Basidiomycota; Agaricomycetes; Russulales; Bondarzewiaceae
Product: glycoside hydrolase family 37 protein
Exons: 11
Coding region: 282-2705 (807 amino acids)
Biological process (GO): trehalose catabolic process
Cellular component (GO): cytoplasm
Molecular function (GO): alpha,alpha-trehalase activity; calcium ion binding
Source: RefSeq, a predicted model, not a curated record